This is a messenger RNA of Cyclospora cayetanensis, 1233 nucleotides long. RefSeq names its product tRNA (adenine(58)-N(1))-methyltransferase catalytic subunit TRMT61A. Gene Ontology annotation, biological process: tRNA methylation. The record is from RefSeq and is a predicted model, not a curated record. The coding region runs from base 1 to 1233 and encodes 410 amino acids. The transcript has 7 exons. Lineage: Eukaryota; Apicomplexa; Conoidasida; Eucoccidiorida; Eimeriidae. Gene Ontology annotation, cellular component: nucleus; tRNA (m1A) methyltransferase complex.
AUGGGUGAGGCCGACGCUGUUAAAGGAAUCCUCCCAUCAUCCGGUUGUUCGGGGGCUGAUAUCGUGGCGUACAAGAUACAAAAGCAGCACCAUGACCAAGCUGCAGAUUACCCGAAAGAAGGAGAUAUGGUGAUCCUCUAUGGAUCAAGAGAUAAUAUCUUUUCCUGUGUACUCAAACAAGGUGGUGUUUGCCAAACACGGUUCGGCAACUUCGCCCAUGGCGAUAUUUCCAAGACACCAAUAGGGCACAAGGUGUACGACAAGCACAAUGGCAAGUGGCUGGUGGUCCUGCGUCCAACUCCCGACCUGCAUACUCUGGCCCUCCGACACCGAACACAAAUCAUUUAUCACGCGGACAUCUCGUUGAUUCUGAGCCUCCUACACGUCCGGCCCGGGAAAACUAUUAUUGAAGCGGGAACUGGUUCGGGGUCUCUCUCGUUUUCUCUGGCGGCAGCGCUGCGGCCUGGAGGUCGUUUGUUCACUUUUGAAUUCCACGAAAAAAGGUGGCAGGAGGCAAGGACGGAAUUCAAGCUUCUUGGUAUUUCCGAUGAGGUUGCAUCUUUUCACCGUGACGUCUGUACCGAAGGAUUUUGCACGCAAACACCGGUAGCAGCAGAGGAAGGAGGGAAGCUCCCAGCUCCGUGUUCGGCUGACGGUGUGCUCCUUGACCUCCCUUCUCCAUGGCUGGCGGUAAAAUACGCAAAUAAGGUCCUCAAGGGUGGAGGCCGCUUAGUGACGUUCUCCCCUUGUGUAGAGCAGCUGCAUAGAACCCUUGCUGCUGCGCAGGAGCUUGGCUUUCAGGACUUCCAGGCCUUUGAAGUUCUUGCCAAACCAUGGGGAGCCUGCGUCUCCCGCGCUACCCAUGAGCAGCCACGGAAGCAAGAGAAAAAGAGGAAGAGAGAUGCAUCCGCUGAAGCACGCCGCCAGGCAGAGAGUGAUGAUGAAGCGCAGGUGACACAAGAGAACCAGCAGCCUCAGGGUAGCUCAUUCCCUGUCCUUCUAUCUCAUUUCUUGCAGCAGCCUCUUCCACAUUCCCUUAGUGGAAGUACUGUGCCUGCAGCUGCAGCAGGUGCCAGUUCAGUAGCCGCUGCAUCAGCAGCGGGAAACGUUUCCCUUGAAGAUGCGCUUCGCGUCAGUAGCUAUCAUUAUCAAUUGCCUAUGAAAGGGCACACGGGAUAUGUGGCCGUCUGUAUCAGGCCCAGCGAGGAUGAAUCGUUGCAGCCACUUCCAUGA